This is a messenger RNA of Sebastes umbrosus (honeycomb rockfish), 2030 nucleotides long. Its product is annotated as 7-methylguanosine phosphate-specific 5'-nucleotidase-like. The record is from RefSeq and is a predicted model, not a curated record. The transcript is spliced from 10 exons. NCBI's taxonomy places the organism in Eukaryota, Metazoa, Chordata, Actinopteri, Perciformes, Sebastidae. Gene Ontology annotation, molecular function: magnesium ion binding; 5'-nucleotidase activity. Bases 225 to 1178 code for a protein of 317 amino acids. Gene Ontology annotation, cellular component: cytoplasm.
AAGUAGGAACCAAAGUGCCUCGGAACCUUUAUGUCUAUUACUGUAGGAGCGGGGGAAUGCUAUGGGUGCAACAAACAGAACACAAACAAGUCAUUCAAACCGCUGGUCGACGGUUGACAUAAUUUGAAUUAACUGACGCUAUGUCAUCUCUUUAGGCUGAUGUACUUUUAACGGUUUUAACGGCUAGUAGUUAGCUCGCGGUGACGUCAGUUGUCCGUUUGAACAUGAUAUACCAUAUUCCCUGGAUCUACACACCGGUGCGGACUGUACUGGCAAUCUGGCACCAGCUGACCAAGACCGAGAUCUCAGAGCUGGCAAAGGGCUCGGUGCUGAUGAGGGAACGCAGCAGAGUGGAAGAGACAAUCCACGCCAUGCAGCGAGCAGGUGCAGGCAGCCUGCAGGUAAUCUCAGACUUCGAUAUGACACUGACCAGAUUUGCCCACAACGGAAAGAGAGUUCCCACCACGCACAACAUCCUUGAUAACCGGUUGUUGAUUGAUGAAGAUUGCACUAAAAAGAUGAAGGAGCUGUUGAACACCUACUAUCCCAUAGAGAUUGAUGCUAGCAGGGCUGCUGAAGAAAAGCUGCCUCUCAUGGUGGAGUGGUGGACUAAAGUCCAUGAGCUACUGAUUCAGCAGAGGAUCAGGAAGGAUAUGCUCGCCCAGGCUGUUAAGGAAUCCGGUGCUAUGCUCAGGGACGGCUACAAAGUGUUUUUUGACCGUCUGACAGAGCAGCAGGUCCCUCUGUUGAUCUUCUCGGCUGGUGUUGGAGACGUCCUGGAAGAGGUGAUUCGACAGAACCACGUCUUCUACCCCAAUGUCCACGUCAUCUCCAACUACAUGGACUUUGACCAAACUGGGGUCCUGCGAGCCUUCAAAGGCCAACUGAUCCACACCUUCAACAAGAGGGAAGGUGCUCUGUCACAUGCAGCUGGCCUCAGAGAGCUGCAGGGUCGACCCAACGUCCUGCUGCUGGGAGACUCUUUAGGAGACCUGACCAUGGCCGACGGCGUGUCUGAGCACCAGAACAUCCUCACCAUCGGCUUCCUCAACGACCAGGUGGACGAGAGAAAAGAGUCGUACAUCAACUCCUUUGACAUCGUACUGGUGAAGGACGAGACGAUGGACGUUCCCAACGGCAUCCUCCGAUACAUUACUUCAUCAAGAGACAACAAGUAAGAAGCACAAGGAGGAACUUCAUGACAACAUACACAGACUUGUUCACUCCAGUCACCAUGUUGCAUGCUGGACAAUCACACGUAACCACUUACCUCAAACCGGAACUUGAAGCUAGACUCAGUCAGGAUAGCUUUGAUAUGCAGUUAAAACACUAUGUCCAAAGGUUUAAAAUAUCUAAAUUAGGUCAUGCAUUUUCAACUUAGUUUAGAAGAAUCUGUUAUUUAUACCAGUAUUGCAAUGUCACAGACUAUUAGAGGGCUGGGUUUCAGGAUGUCUUGAUAGAAACAGUAGAAUGGCAAUGUGCAACGUUAAAGUGUAUAUUAUACUUUGCGCCUCCGUGAAGGUCCGCUGGUGUCUGCCGUGUAGCAUGCAUUUCGUCAUCAGAAGGUGAACGCGUAGGCUCUGUACGGUCGUCCGCGUACCGCCAAUUUGUUGUGACCGUAGCGUAGCGAUCUACUGCGCAUGUGUCUUGUCCUCCAACCGGACAAACAAAACUACUAUGCGUCCACGGUGUCCGCAGUCGUCCGUAUACGCAUCCGUAUACGCGUCCGUGUACGCGUCCGUAUACGCGGCCGUACACGCGGCCGUACACGUACAGAAUUUAUAAUAUCUUGUUUCAAAUGUGUACAGUACAUACAGUACAGUACCAGCAGACCUUCCUCUGAAAACAAAUCAACCUCUUAAAAAUAUCAAAAUGAACAGUUACAGGGUGCAUUUCUAAAUUUCUGUUCGCUUUUCAGCACAAAACAACUUUAAAAUGUUUACUUUGUGGUUUUUACAAAAUGAGGAUGCUUUUUAAAUAUAUUUUACAUUACGCUUGUGUACGAGCAAAGACGUAAAACACAUUUUAUA